GCCCCAGAGGGGUCGGGGCGGGGGGUUCCCCCGGCUGGUUUUCGGGGCCCGAUGCAACCGCGGCGGCCAAACGGCUUCGAUGGCUUAGGUUACCGAACUGGCGGCGGUGGGCGGGAGGAGCCCGGGGCGUUCGGGGCUGGUUUCCCCGCCAGGCCCGACCAGGCCCACUGGGUGACCGCCCCACCGGACAUCCCCGGCAGCCGCAACCUCCACCGGGGUGAGCAGACCCCGCAGUUCGGCCCGGCCGCGGCGCCCACCCCGCUCGGGGAACCCGGGAGCCUCAACGAGGACCCCGGCGGCGGCAGCGGGCCCGGGAACAGCAACGAUCAAUUGAAUAGAUUUGCCGGAUUCGGUAUUGGGCUUGCAAGUUUGUUUACAGAGAAUGUGUUGGCCCAUCCAUGCAUUGUUCUUCGCCGCCAGUGUCAGGUUAAUUACCAUGCUCGGCAUUACCAUCUCACUCCAUUUACAGUUAUCAAUAUAAUGUACAGCUUUAACAAAACCCAGGGUCCAAGAGCCCUUUGGAAAGGAAUGGGGAGCACAUUCAUUGUUCAAGGAGUUACACUUGGAGCAGAAGGAAUUCUUAGUGAAUUCACAUCCUUGCCAAGGGAGCUUUCCCACAAAUGGAGUCUCAGACGAAUUGGAGAACACCUUCUACUGAAAGCCCUAACUUAUGUGGUGGCAAUGCCUUUUUAUUCUGCAAGCCUGAUCGAGACCGUGCAGAGUGAGAUCAUUCGAGAUAAUCCUGGAAUUCUGGAGUGUGUCAAAGAAGGGAUUGGCCGAGUCAUGGGCCUGGGAGUGCCUCAUAGCAAACGGCUGCUCCCGCUUCUGGCUUUGACCUUUCCCACCGUGCUGCAUGGAGUCCUGCAUUACAUCGUCACCUCCAUUAUCCAGAAAUGUGUCUUGCUGAUUCUCAAGCGGAAGCAUGUCCAAAGCCAAGCCACCGAGAACAUCAGUUCUGUGCAAAGUAUGUUGGAUGCUUAUUUCCCAGAACUGAUCGCAAGUUUUGCUGCCAAUCUCUGCUCUGAUGUCUUGCUGUACCCCCUGGAGACAGUCUUACACCGUCUUCAUAUCCAAGGAACACGCACGAUCAUUGACAAUACAGACCUUGGCUAUGAAGUGCUCCCAAUCAAUACUCAGUAUGAGGGAAUGAGAGACUGUAUCAAUACCAUAAAGCAGGAAGAAGGAAUGUUUGGUUUUUAUAAAGGGUUUGGUGCUAUUGUAAUACAGUAUACGCUGCAUGCAGCUGUUUUACAAAUUACCAAAAUUAUUUACUCUACACUGCUUCAAAAUAGCAUCUAAAAUUGAGCCCCAGCACCAAUCCAUCCAGCUAAUAGAUCUUGGACUUUUAUCUGUCAGAGUACGUGGAGAGGAAAGAUGAAAUGAAAAUAUCAGGGGAAAAAAAGUAUUUCUAUGAAAUUGUGGGGGGAAGAUAAGCACCCAUGAUGAUUUUUUAGCUUUUUUAAAAAUAUAACUUAGAUUCCAAAACUUGAAUUAAAAAUGAUACUCGCUGCCCAUCUCUUGUCUCCUAUUUUUGAAAAGUUCUGAAAUUAAUUUUUUUUCCAAUCUUGAAGUGAAAAAUUUUGUAGAGGAUAAUCUGGUAAUUGCAAUCUGUAGAUUGUUCUUAGAAUGGCAUCUCCAGUUGAAUUACUCAGUGGCCCUGAACAGUGACCCAUCCGAUCAGAUCAUUGAUAUUUUUUAGCUUGAGCAGCCGAAUUGCACCUGCCGUGAAAAGAAAGCCGGAGGGAUUACUCUGUAGAAACGAUAAAUCUGAGGCCACUGAGGAGCGGGGUUAUUUAAUUGGGCAGUAUCCUUGGGUGAUUAGUAUGAGAAAAGUCUUGAAACGCCCACAGCCUUACAAUUUCCAGGCCUUGUCUCCGAUCAGCUUUUUCCUCUUUUUACCUGUUUCUCUAAUCUUUACCAUCGUUGGGACGAUUUUUGGCCAGGCUUUUCUUCUUGCAAGUCAUCGACGUUAAAUCUUCAAGAAAGUAGACUUGGAGGUAGAACAGAAGGUGACUUGCUUCUGCACAUCUAGCGCUAAUUUUGUCCAAGUUCAAAACCUCUGCUUUGCUGAUAGGCAACAGCUAUGUGAAAGAGCAAGAGCCGUAGGUAUUUUUAGAGCCACUUGUCAAACAUUCAUUACUCUAUAAGAUGUAUUUGUGUACAAAUAGAAUAAUCAUAAAACUGGCGCCUAACUUACAAAUUUACAGAUUUUUUACUAGUUGUCAUUCUAACAGCAGACUCAUUGGCCUUUCAUUUCUGCAGUUACUUUUCUUCCAAGAGGUGCAAACCAAACAAAUUUGGUAUUUGUGUCCUCUCUCAGAUUUGAUAUUUCAAUUUUUGCUAAAUAAUCAGUCUUCAGAAUUUUCUGUGUCAGAAGCGGAGCGGGUCCUCUGGAAUAUCAAAGAAACUAAAUGAAAUUAUGUUGCGUUUUUUGGUCAUUGUAGAUUGCCUUUUUUCCCUUGGAUUUCAUGAGUGAAAGUACAUUUUAGCAAGUACAACUGAUAGGGUUGUUGAAAGAAUCCAUUUUAAAUGACAGGAAAGGUCUGCCUUCUCUUAAAUGAACGUGUGUGAUUAGUUUCUUGAUAUAGUUAUCUGAUAAAGUGAUGUGUAUUUAACUGAACACUCAUUAUGCACUGUAUAGCUUAAUUUUUUUUUCCUCUGUAAAUGAUCCCCGGUGGAACUGUGAACCAUUUGGUACCCUGAAAUGCAGUGACUUCUGAAACUUGAAUAUACUUGAACUUACUUUUGAAAUGUAAGAAAUCACUGCAGCUUGUAAUUUAUCUUGAAUUGUCAUAUUCUGUGGGAAGUUACAUUGUAAAACAAAACGGGUACACAUAUAGAAAAUGAUAUAAGUGGAAAAUAUCUAAAUGGUGUAAAAAAAUGAAUAAAUCAGGACUCUUCACUGUCUUGUAA
Tachyglossus aculeatus (Australian echidna) is the source of this 2913-nucleotide messenger RNA. RefSeq names its product solute carrier family 25 member 46 (gene SLC25A46). Bases 52 to 1299 code for a protein of 415 amino acids. The transcript is spliced from 8 exons. Gene Ontology annotation, biological process: mitochondrial fission; mitochondrial membrane fission; axon development. Gene Ontology annotation, cellular component: mitochondrial outer membrane. Lineage: Eukaryota; Metazoa; Chordata; Mammalia; Monotremata; Tachyglossidae. The record is from RefSeq and is a predicted model, not a curated record.